CGAACCACAGAGACCCCAUCACUGACCUUCCUCUCUCUCUCUCGGUUUUGCUUUUCUCUCCAUCUCUCUCUCUGCUUUUCUCGUAUGGCUGCUGACGUGAGCUCUCUCUUACGGAUACUGAGUAGCUACAAAGACGAUCGGACGGUGGCAAAAGAUUCCGCCGGAUCAAGAUCGACGGUUGCGCUUAUGACACGCGAUCUCCUCGGAGGCAGCGGCUGUGUGGGUGGAGGAGGAGACGAUAAGUCCCUGGAGCUUGACCUUGACGUCCAAGUCCCUACCGGUUGGGAAAAACGUCUCGACUUAAAGUCAGGGAAAAUUUAUGUGCAACAAUGCAAUCCAACAAGCUCGGCUUCAUCGACUCAUCAUCAUCACCAAACAGUUCCGAGGUUUCAAGAUUUAAAUUUUCCGCCGAUUCCGGGUAAAUCUCCGGCGAAACCAUUGUUAAGCCUCUUCGACGAGGACGACGACGCAAGCCUCGAACUGAAGCUAGUCCCCUCCUCUCUCUCUCCUCCUCCUUCGUCUUCUUCUCCGUCGCUGUCGUAUCUAUCGAGUGUUUGCACACUGGACAAAGUGAAAUCGGCUUUGGAGAGGGCGGAGAAAGACAUAACAAAGAAACGCCAAUCGCCAGAGGAAAACAGCGUUUGCGAUCAAACCGCGGAGACGUCACAGGUGGCGGCUGGGUGUCCAGAGUGCUUAUCGUACGUUUUCGUGGCCAAGAACAAUCCGAAAUGCCCGAGGUGUCAUUCGUUUGUUCCUUUGCCUGCCUUGAAGAAGCCUAAGAUUGAUCUCAACAUCUCCAUCUGAAUACUCAAACUUGCGACAUUAUUGAAUGGUUCUUAUGUUGUAGGUUCGAUUUCUGUAAAUGAGAAUAGAUAAAAUCAGGGGUUUCAUUGGAAAGAAAUUGAAUGCGAAAAUAGGAUGAUGUGGGUGUUUUUUUUUUUUUUUUUUUUUUUUUGUAUAUUGUUGUUCUUAAUUGGAAUUUCUGAUAAAUAGUUUAUCUUAUUUUAUAAAAAGUCAAUCUAAAGUCUAAA
Molecule: messenger RNA, 1031 nt
Organism: Capsella rubella
Lineage: Eukaryota; Viridiplantae; Streptophyta; Magnoliopsida; Brassicales; Brassicaceae
Exons: 2
Coding region: 85-804 (239 amino acids)
Source: RefSeq, a predicted model, not a curated record